AUUUUUAUAAUAGAGUUAGUUUCAAAAUUUCUUUGUGAAAAAAAAAAUUUAAAUUGAACGUGUAAGAAAUAGUAGACACAAUGCCAAGGAAGGUGGUCAAAUCUAUACCAAUAGCUGCUUAUGUAGGGCUCGUUGAAAACAUUAAUAGUCUACCGCAAGAUCUUAAGAAAAUCGUUAAUGAAGUGGAAAGUGGAAAGCGAAUAAUUGUUGACAACGACGGGGAUUAUAUACAAAUUCCAAACUGCGGAAAGAGAUCUGCACAAAAAAAAGUUAUCGAGCAGGAGCAGCCACUACAGGAACCACCAACACCAACCCCAUUGAAUAAAUUGCCUGUUUUAUGUUCCGUACUGCUAACUUGCAUCGUUAUAGUAAUUAUUUUGUAUCUCUACUGAAACGAUAUUAAGUUGGAUCUUCAGAAGCGUCUAUUCUUGAUGGGUUAUAAGAAAAUCGUUUUCACACA
This is a messenger RNA of Teleopsis dalmanni, 460 nucleotides long. RefSeq lists its product as uncharacterized. The transcript has 3 exons. NCBI's taxonomy places the organism in Eukaryota, Metazoa, Arthropoda, Insecta, Diptera, Diopsidae. Bases 81 to 392 code for a protein of 103 amino acids. The record is from RefSeq and is a predicted model, not a curated record.